This is a messenger RNA of Engraulis encrasicolus (European anchovy), 1009 nucleotides long. RefSeq names its product E3 ubiquitin-protein ligase TRIM47-like. Gene Ontology annotation, molecular function: zinc ion binding. The coding region runs from base 5 to 1009 and encodes 334 amino acids. NCBI's taxonomy places the organism in Eukaryota, Metazoa, Chordata, Actinopteri, Clupeiformes, Engraulidae. The transcript is spliced from 5 exons. The record is from RefSeq and is a predicted model, not a curated record.
CAACAUGGCGUCGGCGUGUUUUCAGGAGGACAUGUCCUUUUCUUGUCCAGUGUGUCUGGAACUGUUGAGAGAUCCAGUGGCGAUACCCUGUGGACAUAAUUUCUGUAUGAGGUGUAUUAAUGGCUGCUGGGAUCAAGAGGAUUUGAAAGGAAAAUAUAGCUGCCCUGUGUGCAAGCACAAUUUCUGUCCUAGACCAAUGCUGCACAGAAACCCACUGAUUACUGAAAUGGUGGACAAGUUCAAAAGCACCCGUCUCCAAGCUUCUGAUCACUGUUAUGCUGGACCUGAGCACGUGGAUUGUGAUGUUUGCCCAAGGAGGAAACUCAAAGCUGUCAAGUCCUGUCUGGAUUGCCUCAAGUCAUACUGUGAAAUGCAUUUAAAGUCUCACAAUGAACAUGUUAAAAGACCUCACACCAUGAUUGAUCCCACAGCCCAGCUACAAGAGAGGAUUUGCCCUCGUCAUAACAAGGUUUUGGACAUAUUCUGUCGCACCGACCAAAGUUGCAUCUGCUAUUUUUGCGUGAUGGAAGAUCAUAAAGGCCAUGAUACAGUCAUAGCUGCAGCAGAGUGGAGCCUUAAAAAGGAGGGGUUGGCGCAGAAACAAGACAGAUGCCAUCAGAUAAUCCAGUUGAAGGAGAAGGAGCUACUGGACCUGAGGAAGGCUGUGGAGACUCUCAAGACGGCAGAAGAGGACAGUGACAAGUUGCUUGCUGAGAUAGAGCAGGAGAUUGCUGAGGUGAAGAGGACAGAAGCUGAGAUGAAACAGCUUGCAAUGACUCAAGAUCCCAUCUAUUUCCUUAAGAACAUUGUGUCCAUUCCAGAUGACACAUACAACACUGUGUGGACCAGCAAAACCUUCAGAUUCUUUCAACCUAUGCAGAAAUCUGUCUCUGCACUGAACAGACAGCUGGAGGAGAAAUUAGAUUUGAUUGUCAAGCAGGAAGAAGAUCAUGAUCCCCCAGUCAGAAAAGCAGAUAGUAAGGAGUGGAUGCCACCAAAGAGUAAGUAA